AUGAGGGUUGAUGCCCUCAUCGAGGCCACCGGGGCUGAUGCUCCCAUGCAGACCUGUGCUCUCAGCUACCUGAAUUCCCCCAGGGCCUCCCCCAAGCCCCCCACACUGACUUGCCCCCAAAUUCCCCAUUGUUUCCACGCGUCGCCUUCAUUUCCCUGGUGCCACUUUCGAUUCCGAGGGCUCAGCGCGGCUCUCCUGAGGGCAGCCCCGAAAAUUAAAGCCAGCCAGCCUGUCCACCUUCGCCGAGCUGGGCCUGGGGCGCUGCCAGGGACAGCUCGGGGCGCUCGUGAGGAGCAGCCCGGCCCGGCGACACCGUCCCGGGAGGCCGCGCGGGAUCGGCCCGGGGGGAGCGGCCCGGAACGGGCUGAACAGGCCGGAUCCACGCCUGCGCAGGCCAAGCCGAGCUCGAUGGCCUGGGGAAGGUUCCCCUGGGCUCCUCGAAGUCCGCUGGACGUGGUGGCCGUGCUGGCCGGGCUGGCGGCGAUCGGGGGGCUCGCUGUUGUCUUCUACAUUGAAGUAAUCGGACGCAAAAUGUGUCCUAAGGAGGAGGAAAACUAUGUGGCAUCCAUAGUGCUGAGUGCAGUAGCUGACACGCUGGGAUAUAACAACGGGAAAUGGGAGUUCGAGAGGAGUGGCCCAAUCAUCCACAAGGAGCUGGCAGAGUUGGGGGGACUGGGCAACUUCAGCAUCCAAGGCUGGAGAGUCAGCGAUGAUACCGUGAUGCACUUGGCCACGGCCGAAGCCCUGGUAGCUGCCGGGAAAAACCCAAGCUUACCACAUCUCUACUCUCUGCUUGCAAAGAACUACAAGGAGUGCAUGAAUGACAUGGAGGGCAGAGCUCCAGGUUCCACGUCCCUGGAAGGCACCAGUAAGCUGGAACCAGGGAGGCGGAACGGCUGGCGUAUCCCGUUCAACCCGCGGGCGGGCGGCUGCGGGGCCGCCAUGCGCUCCAUGUGCAUCGGGAUGCGCUUCUACCGCCCUGCCCAGCUGGACACCCUGAUCAAAGUCAGCAUCGAGAGCGGCCGCAUGACCCACCACCACCCCACCGGCUACCUGGGGGGCCUGGCCUCAGCCCUCUUCACGGCUUACGCAGUGAACAGCGUGCCCCCCGUGGCCUGGGGGAAGGGGCUGAUGGAGGUGCUGCCAAAGGCAAAAGCCUACGUGCAGAAGUCCGGCUUGUUCGUGAAGGAAAACAUGGAGCAAUGGUAUUACUUCGAAGAGCAGUGGAAGAAAUACCUGGCGGAGAGAGGCAUCUCGGAUGGGGUGUCAUCGCCCAGGUUCCCCUCCAAGUACGGCGUGGCAGAGAGAGACUCGUUCUACACAUCGCUGAGCUACAGCGGCUGGGGGGGCAGCAGCGGGCACGACGCGCCCAUGAUCGCCUACGACGCGCUGCUGGGCGCGGGGGACUCGUGGAUAGAGCUGGCCAACCGCGCCUUCUUCCACGGCGGCGACAGCGACUCCACGGCUGUCAUCGCCGCCGGAUGGUGGGGCAUCAUGCACGGCUUCCAGGGGGUUCCCCCCUCCCUCUACGCCCACCUGGAGUACAAGGAGCGCCUGGAGAAGGUAGCCAAGGAUUUGUACAGCAUCCUCUAGGCAGGAGAUGGUGGGGCAGCCCACAGGCACGCUUACCCAGCAGCUGUCACGUCCUUGCUCGCUCCGUUUGCAAACCCACUGGAUUAAAUCUCGUGAAUGUAAGCCAGAGCCAGACUUGCCUUUUCUCUGUGUGUUGGCUUCAGUGGGGAGGCCAUGUCGGCACUCGUUUGGGGUUGGUGGUUUGAUGGGAACAUUCAGUGGUCCCCUGAGACAUCACUGCAGGGUGGCUGCACAUGGUCUGGUCCUGAAGAGGAGCAGGAGCAGCCACUGCAGCCCUGCUGGUCAUGCUGCAGCAGCAGGACAGGCAGCAAACCUCACUCAGGCUGCCCUAAAUCAGCAUCCUGAUCCUACAAUGGGAGCAGGGGGCACAAGCAGCCCAUUGUGUCUGGGGACAACAGAGCUUUCUUCGGAAAUUAUUUUGGUAGAGGAUCUUUUUUGUUUUAAAUGACUGUGGAAAAAACCCCCAAACCCAACCUUGAAGCUAUGUGAGCGCAUUUUACCCAAGUCUGUACCACUUCUGCAAUACAGGUAGGAGUGCAUCCUGGUAUUCCCUACUUCAGUGAAUGUGGGAAUUCAAGACUCCUGACCAAAUCUUUCCUAAGGCAAAAGUGGGUAAUGAGAAUUAACAGAUUGCAUUUUACAUCAGCUUCUGUAGUGAACUAUAUUCUGCUUUCAUCAAGGUUAUUAAAGGUAAUUUGCUUAACAUUUGAUAUGCAUAAUUCUAUUGAAAAUAAGGUUUUUCUUUAAAUCCAGACUAUGACACAGCGAAGUGCUUUUAUGUUCAAACCCAGUGUAUCCCAUUCAAUAAAAAGACCUGACAGGC
This is a messenger RNA of Catharus ustulatus (Swainson's thrush), 2416 nucleotides long. Its product is annotated as protein ADP-ribosylarginine hydrolase-like. NCBI's taxonomy places the organism in Eukaryota, Metazoa, Chordata, Aves, Passeriformes, Turdidae. Bases 1 to 1593 code for a protein of 530 amino acids. The transcript has 5 exons. The record is from RefSeq and is a predicted model, not a curated record.